Aspergillus novofumigatus IBT 16806 is the source of this 1002-nucleotide messenger RNA. RefSeq lists its product as uncharacterized. Lineage: Eukaryota; Fungi; Ascomycota; Eurotiomycetes; Eurotiales; Aspergillaceae. The record is from RefSeq and is a predicted model, not a curated record. The coding region runs from base 1 to 1002 and encodes 333 amino acids. The transcript is spliced from 5 exons.
AUGUCUCUUCGCAUUCGCUCUCUCUUCGAUCGAAAAGGUGUGGCAGAGAAAAAGGCAGCCCAUGCAAACGCUGUCGAAGUGAUGGACGAAAUCUACGAUCUCACGGAGGAACACUGCAGUUUUGGCACUCACAUCGACACUGAGCUUUUAAAGUCACUGAAGACAGACUGCAGAGAUCUGAAUCUGGCUAACCACGGCACCUAUCUAGACUCCUUUCUUCCUGUCUUCUUCGAACCACUGCCUCCCGAACAGCUCCCUCCCGUGGACCUCCGUGAUGCUGAGACUAAGAGGAAUUACGAAUUUACCAAAAAAAGUAUUUUUGAUUUGGGAUACGAACCUGACGAGAGAUUUCUGCGAGCGGAGCUUACACCGAUCGUAGCAGCGAUCAUCACACGGCUCGCAGACCCUGAGUAUGAGGAUCACAGCGUUAUCCCUGUAAUGGUUAUUUCUUUGCUCGGAAAAAGGAAGGUGCGGAUCCUACAAGCACACAACAAUCGUGAAGGAAUCGUUAUUCGGAAGCCGGGCUUUAUCAGACUCAACUCCCCUGAAGAAGCGACGGACAACAUGGAUCUUCUUGUGCGAUUCAUAGCGAGUAAUAGAGUUGGCGACACUGCCGAUCCAAAGAACUUCUUCGGCGAAAAACAGCCCGAGACCCCACCGACCAUUCCGGGGCCCAGCGGCGCUGGGUCAUCGCAAGAGGAGCUUCCCGAGGAGAUCCCAGAGUCCAUGUCACGUCUCAGUCUGACAAUAGCCAGGCAAGGCAGCGUUCGGGUGAGGAACUUUCUGAGAGAUCCUUCCUUGCAUUUCGAAUCGGAUCCCGAAAGGCGUCUGUUCACUCGGUCGGACGAGCAGGAAGUACAAGUACCAAGCACCUCCGCUCCAAAGGAGGAGGGGGGUCACCCUAUCACUAGAUCCGACGAGCAUGAGUUACGCAGAGCGCCUGUUUCGAGGGACCUCGACCCACAGACACCAGAGUCGCUAAGUUAUGUCCCGUUCCUUUGA